AUGAGGGAGGGUGACCAAGCAUUAUCUGCUACCAACAGUGAGAAACUUGAAUGCAGUGAUCAUGAAAACAAUAUCUCCUUCGAGUGUGUACAAGAAGGAAUUGUGGAACAAACUGAGGAGCACCCUUCGUGCAAGGUACCCAGGAAAACUUUUAAAAAAUCCUUUAAGGACAAAAAUAAUACACAUAUUUUGAAAGAAGCUGAAGAGAAACUCGAAAGAUGUAAUGACUGUGGAAUUUUGUGUAAAAGUGACCAUGUUCAUGUCCACACUGUGUUAAUUGCAAAGAGACAUCACAAAUGUGAUGUUUGUGGUAAAAUGUUUACUCAGUUAAGCAAUCUUAAGAAACACAGAUUAAUACACACUGGAGAGAGACCCCACGAAUGCGAUGUUUGUGGGAAAUCGUUUACUGAAAGGGGCAAUCUGACGAAACACGAAUUCAUACAUACUGGACAGAGACCACACAAAUGCGGUAUCUGUGGAAAAUCAUUUACUCACUCGGGCCAUCUCAAGGCCCACUGUUUAAUACACACAGGAAAGAGACCACACAAAUGCGAUGUGUGUGCAAAAUCGUUUACUGAAAGGUGCACUCUCAAGACACAUGGAAAGAGACCCCACGAAUGCAAUGUUUGUGGGAAAUCAUUUACUGAAAGGGGCAAUCUGAAGAAACAUGAAUUAAUACACACUGGACAGAGGCCACACAAAUGCGAUGUCUGUGGAAAAUCAUUUACUCUCUCGGCAAAUCUCAAGAGACAUGAAUUAAUACACACUGGACAGAGACCACACAAAUGCGGUAUCUGUGGAAAAUCAUUUACUCACUCGGGCCAUCUCAAGAAACACGAAUUAAUACACACUGGACAGAGACCACACAAAUGCGAUGUCUGUGGAAAAUCAUUUACUCGGUUAUGA
Messenger RNA from Schistocerca nitens (vagrant locust), 906 nucleotides. RefSeq names its product zinc finger protein 239-like. NCBI's taxonomy places the organism in Eukaryota, Metazoa, Arthropoda, Insecta, Orthoptera, Acrididae. Gene Ontology annotation, molecular function: DNA-binding transcription factor activity, RNA polymerase II-specific; RNA polymerase II cis-regulatory region sequence-specific DNA binding. The record is from RefSeq and is a predicted model, not a curated record. The coding region runs from base 1 to 906 and encodes 301 amino acids. The transcript is spliced from 3 exons. Gene Ontology annotation, biological process: regulation of transcription by RNA polymerase II.